Leptonychotes weddellii (Weddell seal) is the source of this 1204-nucleotide messenger RNA. NCBI's taxonomy places the organism in Eukaryota, Metazoa, Chordata, Mammalia, Carnivora, Phocidae. The record is from RefSeq and is a predicted model, not a curated record.
AGUCUAAUUAGCAUUAACAGCACUUGCACGGAGAUGGGCAAUUUUGACAAUGCUAAUGUCACUGGAGAAAUAGAAUUUGCCCUUCGCUAUUGCUUCAAAACCUGUUCUUUAGAAAUAUGCAUCAAGGCCUGUAAGAAUCUUGCCUAUGGAGAGGAAAAGAAGAAAAAGUGCAAUCCGUACGUAAAGACCUAUCUACUGCCUGACAGAUCCUCCCAGGGAAAACGCAAGACUGGAGUCCAAAAGAACACGGUGGAUCCAACAUUUCAGGAGACCUUGAAGUACCAGGUGGAGCCCGGCCAGCUGGGGACCCGGUGGCUGCAGGUCUCUGUGUGGCACCUGGGCAUGCUCACCCGGAGGGUGUUUCUUGGAGAGGUGACCAUCCCUCUGGCCACAUGGGACUUCGAAGACAGCACAACACAGUGUUUCUGCUGGUAUCCACUGAGGGCCAAGGCAGAGAAACUUGAAGACAGCAUUCUUCCCAGUAAUGGAGAACUUGCAGUCCGGGCCAAACUGGUCUUCCCUGCAGGGCCCAGAAAGCUCCAGGAGGCCCAAGAAGGGACAGAUUGGCCAUCCCCGAACGGUCAGCUUUGCUUGGUCGUGCUGGGAGCCAAGAAUUUGCCCGUGCGGUCAGAUGGUACCCUAAACUCAUUUGUUAAGGGCUGUCUCACUCUGCCAGACCAACACAAACUGAAACUGAAGUCCCCAGUUGCGAAGAAGCAAGCUUGUCCCCAGUGGAAGCACUCCUUCGUGUUCAAUGGCGUGAGCCCUUCCCAGCUGAGACAGUCAAGCCUGGCAUUAACCGUCUGGGACCAGGCCAUCUUUGGUGUGAACGACCGCUUGCUGGGGGAAGCCUGGCUCGGUUCUAAGGAAGCCGGAGCUGGUGGUGAGGACUCAGGCUCACCGUCAGAGCGUCAGUGGCAGAAAGUUCUUUCUAGCCCCAAUCUGUGGACAGACCUGACACUCAUCCUGCACUGAAGCCAGGGUUCCAGUCUGUGGUGAGAGUUUAGUGCCGCAGGCCUGACGGUUAGCUGAGGCCGUGGGCACGGACACUCGCCGUCUGCAGCUCUGUCCCGGAGCCCGCACGUUCUUCCACAUCCCUGUGUGUACAGCACUUGUUGCUAUUGUAUAAAUAGGUCUGUUUGGUUUUCUGUGCUUUGAGACAUGUGGAAAACGGCCAGAUUUCAAUAAACGUUUGUUACCUCUG